Molecule: messenger RNA, 435 nt
Organism: Mesorhabditis belari
Lineage: Eukaryota; Metazoa; Nematoda; Chromadorea; Rhabditida; Rhabditidae
Source: the annotation of a GenBank genome assembly
AUGUCCGACGUUGAAGAAGUUGAUCUCGUUGACUUUGAUGCCAUCAAGCUUCAAUUUCCAUUUUCCAAAAUUCGAGGCAUCUGCCAACUUGAUCCCGAUUUAGAUGGAAUAUCAGCUGAAGCUGUAAAGUUGAUAGGCAAAGCAACGGAAUACUUUAUCGAGGAAUUGGCGACGGCUUCGUACACACAAGCGAUCCUCGAGAAAAGAAAGACGGUCAACAAAAAGGAUAUUGAUAAAGUCAUUGAAAUUGACCCAACUUUCGAAUUCCUCGAGGAUGCUUUGGAUGAGUGGUUAGAAGACGUUUUGGAUAAAACAACUGAGGAAGAUAAGGAAAAUGAAGAAAUGACAGCGCCAAAUGAGACUGAUGAAGUAAUGGAUGAGAUGGUUCCCCUACCCGCCACGAUAAACCCGAAUUCACACGUUGAGGAACUUUUU